CUUUCUGCUGCUCUGCUCUGAUCACACGCGUCGCUCUCUCAGGCGGAGGACAUGAUGAUGAUGAUGAUGAUGAUGUUCCAGCUGCUCCUCCUGCUCCUCACCGUCGCUCCGCUCGCGCAGGGGGUCCCGGGGUUCCAGCUGCGUCUGGAGGGCGGCAGGAACAGGUUCGAGGGCCGGCUGGAGGUGCUGUAUAACGGCGCGUGGGGAACCGUGUGUGACGACGACGUCAACAUCAAUCUGGCCAACGUGGUGUGUCGCGAACUGGGCUUUUCCCGCGGACUCACCUGGGCUCACAGCGCCAAGUUCGGCGAGGGCCGCGGUCCGAUCUGGCUGGAUAACGUCUGGUGUUCGGGCAGCGAGAGCUCUCUGUCGGAGUGUCGGUCAAACGGCUGGGGUGUGAGCGACUGCACUCACGCUGAAGAUCUGGGAGUCGUCUGCAGUCCGGAUCCACCCAACCAGGGUCACGUCCCCCGGUACCAAGAGCCUCCUUCACCUCAGAUCUCUAACCUGGUCUCGAACGCUCCUCAGCGCGGGCACGAGAUCGGCCUCCACCGCGGCGGCCGCGGCCCGUCCUCACCGCAGCUCACCGGUCAUCGCAUCCAGCUGCGCAGGAACGGGUUCGAGAGUGCCGUCACCCCGCGGGGACACCAGAUCCCGGACUUCCUGCGCAGCAGAGCCUCCUACAGACGAGCACAGGAAGUGACGCCCGCUCAGACCACACGAAACCCUGAGAGACCAGCACCAGCGCCGGAGCCGGUUUACAGUCCCGAGCCGGUGGAGCACAGUAACAGGAUGGAUCUGGACUUCACCGACAUGGACGAGCAGUUGUCUGGGUCGCUCCGGCUGGACGAGGUGCGUCUCCGAGCCGUUCUGAGCGCCGCUCGGAGCGCUGCCAUGGUGACGGAGGGUGUGCUGGAGGUGAGGCAUGCUGGGAAAUGGAGGCAGGUGUGUAGUGUGGGCUGGGAUCUCAGCAGCAGUCGUGUAGCGUGUGGCAUGCUGGGAUUCCCGUCAGCGGAGCAGCUCGACACACGCGUGUACCGGCUUCGCAGGGUUAAUGUUUGUCCGUGUCUCUCUCAGUUGUCUGGGUCGCUCCGGCUGGACGAGGUGCGUCUCCGAGCCGUUCUGAGCGCCGCUCGGAGCGCUGCCAUGGUGCCGGAGGGUGUGCUGGAGGUGAGGCAUGCUGGGAAAUGGAGGCAGGUGUGUAGUGUGGGCUGGGAUCUCAGCAGCAGUCGUGUAGCGUGUGGCAUGCUGGGAUUCCCGUCAGCGGAGCAGCUCGACACACGCGUGUACCGAUUUCUAGCAGGUAAAUGGGCUUGUGGUGUCCAGACAUCAGCACGUGGAACAUGUGUUUGUGUUUGUGCAGGUACAGGUCCGAUCCACAUGAACGCGGUGCAGUGUUCGGGCCGGGAGAGCUCCAUCACACAGUGCCGCUUCCAGGAGGUUCCGCGUUACUCAGGCAAACACUCCCAGGAUGCAUCUGUCCGCUGCAACGUCCCCAACACCGGCCUGAGCGCGACGGUGCGUCUGGCGGGGGGACGGGAGGCGGCGGAGGGCCGGGUGGAGGUGCUGAUGGAGGUGAACGGUCAGCAGCGCUGGGGCUCCGUCUGCAGUGAGAACUGGGGCAUUAAUGAAGCCAUGGUGGUGUGUCGACAGCUCGGCUUCGGCUUCGCUUCCAGAGCCCAUCAGGAGACCUGGUUCUGGCCCAGCAGCUCCGAUAAUAUUUUGAUAAAAAAUGCUCCCCAAUGUGGUAUGUUGUGUGUCGCUGCAGCGGUUAAAUGUGUGAUUAAUGAGCGUGUGCUGUGUGUGUCCUCAGCGGCUCCGGAUCUGGUGAUCGAUGCGCAGCUGGUGCAGGAGUCUGCGUAUCUGGAGGACCGUCCGCUGCACCUGCUCACCUGCGCUCACGAGGAGAACUGUCUGUCGUCCUCCGCCGCGCGCAUGAGCUGGCCCUACGGUCACCGGCGGCUGCUGCGCUUCUCCUCACGCAUCAUGAACCUCGGACGAGCCGACUUCAGACCACGAGCCUCGCGAGAGUCCUGGACCUGGCACCAGUGCCACCGGCACUACCACAGCAUCGAGGUGUUCACACACUAUGACCUCCUGACCCUGAACGGCACAAAGGUCGCGGAGGGUCACAAGGCCAGCUUCUGUCUGGAGGACACGUACUGCCCUGAAGGCCUGAGCAAACGCUACAGCUGCUAUAACAUGGGUGAUCAGGGCAUCAGUGUGGGCUGCUGGGAUACGUACCGCCACGACAUCGACUGCCAGUGGGUGGACAUCACCGACGUGCGGCCCGGAGACUACAUCUUCGUUUCUGUACGGCUGCCACGCCGGUGA
This is a messenger RNA of Sinocyclocheilus anshuiensis, 2334 nucleotides long. Its product is annotated as lysyl oxidase homolog 4-like. Gene Ontology annotation, cellular component: membrane. Gene Ontology annotation, biological process: collagen fibril organization; peptidyl-lysine oxidation. The record is from RefSeq and is a predicted model, not a curated record. Gene Ontology annotation, molecular function: protein-lysine 6-oxidase activity; copper ion binding. NCBI's taxonomy places the organism in Eukaryota, Metazoa, Chordata, Actinopteri, Cypriniformes, Cyprinidae.